Delphinapterus leucas (beluga whale) is the source of this 2466-nucleotide messenger RNA. The record is from RefSeq and is a predicted model, not a curated record. Lineage: Eukaryota; Metazoa; Chordata; Mammalia; Artiodactyla; Monodontidae.
GGAUUAUCUGUCACCAAACUGGCUUGAUCCUACCUCCAGUUUGUAGCUUGCAGCAGUACAUUUCUUGACAGAUCCGAGUGCUUUCUUCUUCUCCCUGGACUCCCCUCCUGCCCAGUUUACCCAAUUUCAGGCAGCCCUCCCAUUGCCCUGUCUUUUCACCAUCCAACAUAACUCAGACCUCACUCUUCAGCUUAAAACCCAUCAGUGGCAUCCCGUUGCCCUUGGGAUCACACGGGCAGUCUUUACCAGAACCUGGAGGCUUGUGCCACCCUGCCACAUUGGGCCACUCUGUCCCCGACCACUUCUGCAAUGCCCCUGCUCUCAGCUAUUUAUCCUGCCUUGGUCUUUGCACACCCAGAGCAUACUUGCUUUCUCUCUGCCCAGGGCUAACUUCUCAUCCUUGGAGAGAGGCCUUGGCACCCUUCUUUUGCCCCCGGUCUUUCUUACUGCAAUUAGUGAUACAUAUGUUUUAUUGUUGUUUAGUAUUUUUUCCUAGACUAUUACCUGGAGGAAAACAGAAACCAUGCCUGCAUUGUUCUACAUUUUACAACCCCUCACUCCUACCCCUCACGCCCAGCACAAUGCCAGGCAUGGAGUAGGUGCUCAACUGGGUUUGCAUUUUUGUUUAUAUGUGUGAAGGCAGGAGGCUGGUGAUCCGUCCGAGAUCGCACAGCCAGUGCCGGGGCCCGCGCUCUAAAGGCUGGAAAGGCGUCCGGCAAGGGAGCCGGAACGAACUUUGAGCAGAGUCCGAGGGGCCGGGUUAGCGCGGGCGUCCUCGACAGUAGCGGUCGAGUGCUCACGGUUGGGGCGAUUGGCUUCCCGGGCCGGCGGCGCGGGCGGGCCGGAGGCUGCAGUUCCCCGGGGCGCCGCUAGGGGCAUAGCCGAGGCUGGAGGGCAGACGCGCCGAGGCUGGAGAGCAGACGCGCCGAGUCACGCCGGCAAGGGAGGGGCCUCGGGCCCGACGGCGACCACGGGAGCUGCUGACAGGAGCGGGGGCCGGAACGGGAGCCGGAACUGGAGCCGGAACGGCGGGAGGCCGCUGGCAGCACCUGGUCCGAGAUGGGGUCCCAGGUCUCGAUGGACGUGGGAGCCGUGCAUGUGGUGAUCGUGGGCGGGGGCUUUGGCGGCAUCGCGGCCGCCAGCCAACUGCAGGUGCUGAACAUCCCCUUCGUGCUGGUGGACAUGAAGGACUCCUUCCACCACAACGUGGCAGCCCUCCGGGCCUCCGUGGAGAGUGGGUUUGCCAAAAAGACAUUCAUUUCCUACUCGGUGACCUUCAAGGAAAACUUCCGGCAGGGCCUGGUGGUUGAGAUAGACCUGAAGAAUCAGACGGUGCUGCUGGAGGACGGCGAGGCCCUGUCCUUCACAUAUCUCAUCCUGGCCACAGGCAGCACUGGGCUCUUCCCAGGCAAGUUUAACCAGGUGUCCAGCCAGCAGAUGGCCAUCCAGGCCUAUGAGGACAUGGUGACGCAGGUCCAGUGUGCACAGUCCAUCGUGGUGAUCGGAGGAGGCUCUGCGGGAGUGGAGAUGGCAGCAGAGAUUAAAACAGAGUACCCUGAGAAAGAGGUCACUCUCAUUCACUCCCGAAUGGCCCUCGCAGACAAGGAGCUCCUGCCCUGUGUCCGGCAGGAAGUGAAGGAGAUCCUGCUCCGGAAAGGCGUGCAGCUGCUGCUGAGUGAGCGGGUGAGCAACCUGGAGGCGCUGCCUCUCAACAAGCAUCGCGAGCACAUCACGGUGCAGACGGACAAAGGCACGGAGGUGGCCGCCAACCUGGUGAUCGCCUGCAGCGGUAUCAAGAUUAACAGUUUGGCCUACCGCAGCGCGUUUGGUGAUCAGCUGGCGAGCGACGGCGCUCUGAGAGUGAACGAGUACCUCCAGGUGGAGGGCUACAGCCACAUCUAUGCCAUCGGUGACUGCGCCGAUGUGAGGGAGCCCAAGAUGGCCUAUCACGCCAGCCUCCACGCCAGUGUCGCCGUGGCCAACAUCGUCAACUCCAUGAAACAGAGGCCCCUCAAAGCCUACAAGCCAGGAUGGCCACCCCAGGGAGGCUUCACCCAGUCCUCCAUUCCCGUGGACCACAGCCAACCAGGCUCCCCUUCUGGAAGUGGGACCUGUUGCCUGAGAAACACAAGCCAUUCCGUGCCGUCUGACCUGGGGCCUAGCAUGGUGGGAGUCUCAGCUCCAUAGUGAUAGGCCUGGUUCUAUUUAUAACAUUCUUAAGUUUCCACCCAUAGGGACACAGUUCUCCAGACUGAGCAAGAUGUUACAAUAAAAGAGUAUGUUGUAAGAAAGACACUGGAUCUUUUAUUUUUUUUCCUUUCAUUUUCUUUUUCUUUAAAAAAAACAAAACAAAACAAAAGCCUGAAGCAAAAUCUUUCUAGGAGUAGUUACAGAUAUUAUAGGGGUAAGGGUAGGGGCACUAAAACAGAAAGAAAAGCACCAGUAAGAUGCCUUUCUAAUUUUCUU